This is a messenger RNA of Meira miltonrushii, 1209 nucleotides long. Its product is annotated as ATP-NAD kinase. Gene Ontology annotation, biological process: NAD+ metabolic process; NADP+ biosynthetic process. Gene Ontology annotation, molecular function: NAD+ kinase activity. Lineage: Eukaryota; Fungi; Basidiomycota; Exobasidiomycetes; Exobasidiales; Brachybasidiaceae. The record is from RefSeq and is a predicted model, not a curated record. The annotation marks the transcript as partial. The transcript is spliced from 2 exons.
UCCAUUUCUGAACUGCCAGACAAGGUAUCAUUACGAACAGGACCUCUAGGAAGACUAUCGAAAGUCAAAGCACCACGUGAAUCAAAUAAGAUCACAACAAGAGUAGGCAGUAGUUUUGGCGGUAAUCAUUCUUUGGAAUGGUGUCAACCGCCUCGAAAUAUUCUUCUGAUCAAGAAACAGAACGAUAGGAAGACAACAGAAGCUAUGCGAAACAUAAUACAAUACCUCCAUGCAAAGUAUACCGAUAUCAACUUAAUCAUUGAAGGCGGAAAGGAUGAUGGAGUUGAAGCAUUUUCAGAUCUUGCCGACAGAUUGGUUUGCAUAGACCCGAAAGACCAUACUCUUUUGGCGGAUAAGGUGGAUUUAUGCAUCACUUUGGGAGGAGAUGGCACGAUCUUGCACGUCUCAAGUUUGUUCGAUCGGUCCGCCGUUCCUCCCGUUUUGAGUUUUUCGAUGGGAACGUUGGGUUUCCUUUUGCCUUUCCAUAUAGACGCAUUCCAAACCGCAUUCGAGGAUGUGAUAAAUUCAAAAAGUUCAUUGCUGCUUCGAAUGCGGUUACAUCAAACCAUGCACGAAAAGGAUGGUACGCCAGUGAAAGAUGAAGGAAAGGGAACAAGUCGAACCGACGUUCAUUUAAUGAACGAAGUUGCAUUACAUCGUGCAAGUUCUCCGCAUAUGACAAUGAUUGACGCUUUUGUGGACGGUCGUCAUUUGACUCAAGCGAUUUCUGAUGGUUUGAUCAUCGCAACGCCAACGGGAUCAACAGCAUAUUCACUUUCGGCCGGAGGACCGAUCGUUCAUCCAUCCGUACAAUCACUCGUUCUAACGCCAAUCUGUCCGAGAUCCUUGAGUUUUCGAACGGUUCUCUUGCCGAGCGAUGCAAAUAUCCAAUUAAAAGUCUCUAAACGAUCAAGAACGGCUGCUCAAAUUAGCGUAGAUGGAAGAGAUGCACAAACACUAUUACCCGGACAAUAUCUGCAAGUUGGCAUGUCACCUUAUCCGAUCCCAUGUGGCUCAAUAGGUGCCAGCAAUAACGAACCUCAAUUGAUCGAAUCGGAAUCUAGUGAUUCUUUCGAGGAUUGCCAUUUUUCACAUUCCGAACGUGGAGAGGAUGAUUGGGUAGGUGAUAUAAAUACUUUGUUGCGCUUUAAUGCAAGCUUUUCCGGUAGAGGAUUAUUAGGUGGCAAUGGUGCAUUUGAAGAAAUGGAA